AGCCGCCGGAGCCGGAGCCGGAGCAUCCUGCGCCCUCCCCCGCCGGCAGCAUCAGCACCAGGCGCCAUGGCCCGGCCCCGAGCCCGGGGGCGCGGGGGGUAGAGCCCGGCGGGGCGCGCCGCCGCCCGACCCCAGUAGCCCCGCAGGGCCAUGGAGCUGUCGCUGGCCCAGUGGGCGCUCGCCCUGCUCCUGCUGGCCGUGCCCCUGCUCUACGAGUGCAGCGCCUCCUUCAGGUACUUCUGCAAGAUGGCCUUCUACAACGGCUGGAUCCUGACGCUGGCCGUGCUGGUCAUCCCGCUCUGCGCCCUGCGGGGCCGCAGCGUGGAGAACAUGAAGAUCAUCCGGUUCAUGCUGCACCACGUGAAGUACCUGUAUGGCAUCCACAUCGAGGUGCGCGGGCUGGAGCAUUUCAACCUGCCCGAGCCCUACGUCGUGGUGUCCAACCACCAGAGCUCCCUCGACCUGCUGGGGAUGAUGGAGGUGCUGCCCGACCGCUGCGUGCCCAUAGCCAAGAAGGAGCUGAUGUACAUGGGCACCGUGGGGCUGGCCUGCUGGCUCGGCGGCAUCAUCUUCAUCAACCGCAAGAAGACGGACGACGCCAUCGGCGUCAUGUCGGAGACGGCGCAGACCAUGCUGCGUGACAACGUCCGGGUCUGGGUGUUCCCCGAAGGAACCAGGAACCACAAUGGCUCCAUGCUGCCCUUCAAACGCGGGGCCUUCCACCUGGCUGUGCAGGCCCAGGUGCCCGUGAUCCCCAUCGUGAUGUCCUCGUACCGCGAUUUCUACAGCAAGAAGGAGAGAAGAUUCACAACGGGGCGCUGUCUGAUCCAGGUGCUGACGCCGAUGCCCACGCGGGGGCUGGGCCCGGAGGCGGUGCCGGCUCUGACGGAGAGCGUGCGCCAGACCAUGCUCGAGGCCUUCGACCGCCUGUCGGGGGAGCUGAGCCCCGGCCAGGAGCCCCGCACCCCGCAGUGACCCCCGACCAGCCAGUUGGGGCGGAGCCUACGCUGAGUGGGCGGAGCCAGCACCGGCCACGCCCACUAGGCAGGGCAGCCGUGGACCAGACCGACUAACCCAGCAUUCCGACACCCCCCUCCCAGCUUAGCCACUUGGUACCUCCCGCACCCCCACCGUCAGCUACCCCCGCCCUGUCAACAUGGACUGAUCCACUCCAGCCUGAACCAUGGACUGAUCCACUCCAGUUUCUUAAGUGAGGGAGGAGGAUUAAACAAUGGACUGAUCCACUCCAGCCUCCUGCUGGGAGAAGGAACAGAAACUGUGGACCAACCCAUUCCUCCCUCCCACAGGGGGGAGCCGGGGAAAAAAAAGGACCUCAUGGACUGUUCCACUCCAACCUCCCCCAGGAAGAAAAUAAGCUGCAGACCAUUCCACUUCAACCUUUCGGGGGAGGACAGAAA
Caretta caretta (loggerhead turtle) is the source of this 1418-nucleotide messenger RNA. NCBI's taxonomy places the organism in Eukaryota, Metazoa, Chordata, Testudines, Cheloniidae. The record is from RefSeq and is a predicted model, not a curated record.